Cyclocybe aegerita is the source of this 1107-nucleotide messenger RNA. NCBI's taxonomy places the organism in Eukaryota, Fungi, Basidiomycota, Agaricomycetes, Agaricales, Hemipholiotaceae. The record is from the annotation of a GenBank genome assembly.
AUGCUAGCCCUCGACGACGUCGUUCCGGUGCCGCAUAUCAAUUCCGUUCAUAACAUAAACGCUAACAAUUGCUUCCUCGCUCUAUCUUCCCUUCCGAGCGGGCUCGCAGGACCGGCGUGCGCCAGGAAAAAUUAUCAGGUCGCAGAUUGCGUGCAGCGAUGUAAAUCCAGGUGGGGUUGGACAGGCAGCCUCAUGGGCUCUGAUCCUUGGGGACCAGUCGUCAAGAAGAUGGACGCUUCGAAGGACUUGAACGCGAUCGUGGCUCAAGCCUGCGGCAGCGAGGUUCCAUCCACCACAACCUCCUCCACGAGCGCGCAUGCGACCAGCACGACUUCGUCGACAGAAGCCGUCAGAACUACGUCGACCUCCUCUACCUUCACGCGUUCGAUCACGACUGCAGUUUCUUCGUCCACCUCUUUAUCGUCUUCGACUUCAUCCUCGGUGUUGUCGACCUCAUCAUCUUCUGCCCCGUCUACGACUACUUCUACCUCUGUAGCUGCCCAAGGCUUUGCCGCGUCUUUCAGGCAGCCACAGCCAACGACGUCAUCCCCACCGCCUCCCCCAACCACGACUCGCAGAACUACCUCGACCCCAGCACCUCCUAGAACUACCCCGACUCCAACCCCGACUCCCGCAGCAGUUGUGCCUCCCGCUAACACUGGAAGCGGCGGAACCUCCGCUGCUGACAUUCAAGCUUACCUCGCGGGACACAACACCGUCCGUGCUCAACACGGUGCUGCUCCUCUCACUUGGAACGACAAUUUGGCUAGUAAGGCUCAAGAAUGGGCAAAUGGAUGCCAAUUUAAGCACUCUGGCGGAGCUCUUGGUGCUUUUGGAGAAAACUUGGCAGCUGGAACUGGUUCCAGCUACAGCAUCGCCCAGGCUAUUAAAUCCUGGACGGACGAAGUUGUGGAUUACAACCCGAACAACCCGAGCCCAUCUCACUUCACGCAAGUGGUCUGGAAAGGAACCACCCAGGUUGGAUGUGCGGUCCAAAGUUGCUCUGGAAUCUUUGAGGCCCGCUUCGGGCCUGCCAAGUAUUUCGUUUGCGAAUACUCUCCUCAAGGCAACAUCAUUGGCCGUUUUGGUGAAAACGUCCAAGUCUAA